This is a messenger RNA of Balaenoptera ricei (Rice's whale), 453 nucleotides long. Its product is annotated as hemoglobin subunit epsilon-1. The coding region runs from base 10 to 453 and encodes 147 amino acids. Gene Ontology annotation, molecular function: oxygen binding; peroxidase activity; organic acid binding. Gene Ontology annotation, biological process: hydrogen peroxide catabolic process; oxygen transport. The transcript is spliced from 3 exons. The record is from RefSeq and is a predicted model, not a curated record. Gene Ontology annotation, cellular component: hemoglobin complex; haptoglobin-hemoglobin complex; blood microparticle. NCBI's taxonomy places the organism in Eukaryota, Metazoa, Chordata, Mammalia, Artiodactyla, Balaenopteridae.
CCUGACAUCAUGGUGCAUUUUACUGCUGAGGAGAAGGCUGCUAUCACUAGCCUGUGGGGCAAAGUGAAUGUGGAAGAGGCUGGAGGCGAGGCUCUGGGCAGGCUCCUGGUUGUCUACCCCUGGACCCAGAGGUUCUUUGACAGCUUUGGCAACCUGUCCUCUCCCUCUGCCAUAAUGGGGAACCCCAAGGUCAAGGCCCAUGGCAAGAAGGUGCUGACAUCCUUCGGAGAUGCUGUUAAGAACAUGGACAACCUCAAGGGCGCCUUUGCUAAGCUGAGUGAGCUGCACUGUGACAAACUGCACGUGGAUCCUGAGAACUUCAGGCUCCUGGGCAAUGUGAUGGUGAUUAUUCUGGCUUCUCACUUUGGCAGAGAAUUCACCCCUGAGUUGCAGGCUGCUUGGCAGAAGCUGGUGGCUGGGGUUGCCACUGCUCUGGCCCACAAGUACCACUGA